Molecule: messenger RNA, 1293 nt
Organism: Caenorhabditis remanei
Lineage: Eukaryota; Metazoa; Nematoda; Chromadorea; Rhabditida; Rhabditidae
Exons: 6
Coding region: 1-1293 (430 amino acids)
Source: RefSeq, a predicted model, not a curated record
AUGAUGGGUGGAUUACAAUUAUUUCUUGUUUCUCUGUUAGUCGUUUCGACAUCUGCUAGCCAUAUUUGUCUGGAAACUUCAUGCUCUUCAUUCAACGUUGAAGCCGAUAUCGUUUUGGUUGUGGAUGCAUCGAAUGCCUAUGAUCAGGCUACCUUUGAACAAAUCCGCACAUUCCUUCUCAACUUCGUCAGCUCUCUCACCGUCACUCCAUUGGACAGUCAAAUCGCUCUCUAUGCUUAUGGAAGUUCCGCUCAAACUGUUGCUUCUUUAACUGAUGGAUCUUCUCUUGCAUCCAUUCAGACAAAGAUCAAUAACACAUUGAAAUAUCAAGGAUCUUCUGAGAGAAACUUGUUCCAAGCGUUGUCUAAAGUUCAAGCUGAAGUCAGUUCAAUGUCUGGAUUGAGAAGCUCUGACUACAAGAAGGUGUUGGUUGUUCUUUCAGGAGACUCAUGGACCGGAAACACCGUCAUCGGAAGCUCAAUGCUCACUCAACUCAAGCAGAAAUUCAAUGUGAUUCUAUCAGUUGGAUUCGGAUCGAAGGCUCUUGCCAACUUGAACUCUCAGCUUCCACAGUUGACAACUGCUUCAAUGAACACCUUCUUUGCAGCUACUCCAGAUCAAUUGACUUAUGUUUCUGCAUGGUUGGCCACUCUAUCUUGCCCGAAUGUCCAAUUCUCGACAGUCUCCCCAGCUCCAACAACCGUCCCAACCCAAUCUCCAUCUGUUUCCUGUCCUUUGGCUACUCUUUCGUACGACGUCUAUUUGAUUGUUGAUGUUUCCAACAAAGCUUCAUCAGCUGACUUUGCUGCCAUGAAGACUGCUAUUCAUAACUUCGUUGCUCCAUUUGCUUUCGGUAGCUUGGGAGCCAACUUUGCUUUGGUUGCAACUGGAAUCGAUUCUCAACUUUUCUUCACUAAUUUCCAUAAUGGACAAUCUAGAUACGAUGUCCUUUCUGCCAUCGAUACACUUCUUCAAGACGAUCAACCAGGACAAACUCUGAACUUGGCGCUUAGUGCAAUCCAAGGAUAUCUUUCCCAACCAACUACAGCUUCCAAAAAGGUUCUCGCGUACUUUACAAGCACAACUGCUUGGGAUGUCAGUCCAAUUGCCACGAUGACAGCAUUGAAAUCGAAGUAUGGAUUGAGUCCAAUGGCUGUUCAGUGGAGUGCAUCUGCUGGUACAUCGGAUUUGACCAACUUGGUAGGAGGAGCCAGUUGUGUCAAUGUGGUUUCUAACAAGGCGGCGACUGCCACGUGGCUUCAGAACAAGAUGUGUUCGAAGGUGUUCUGUUAA